Messenger RNA from Notolabrus celidotus (New Zealand spotty), 2907 nucleotides. It is a transcript of the gene pmp22b, whose product is annotated as peripheral myelin protein 22b. Gene Ontology annotation, cellular component: plasma membrane. NCBI's taxonomy places the organism in Eukaryota, Metazoa, Chordata, Actinopteri, Labriformes, Labridae. The transcript is spliced from 5 exons. The record is from RefSeq and is a predicted model, not a curated record. Bases 260 to 733 code for a protein of 157 amino acids.
CUAUAUUGGGAACUCUGGCGCUGGACCAGAGGGUCACUCCAUGACGCAGCGACGCACGCAGGGCGUUGUUCUUCCAUAAUGAGACACUUUAUAACAGAACGUCAGCCCUGGCAUCAAUCUAGUCUCAGAGCGACUUUUGGGACUGACGGACUACCGCUGUAGGACUCUUUAGGGGAAACUUGCUUUUGCUUUCUGCAACCCUGAAACUCUUUUUUUCUUGUGGGAAUACACGCGCUAAGUAAGUAAAUCCUCUGAAAAGAUGCUGCUCCUACUACUGGGAAUCAUCCUCCUGCACGUCGCUGCUCUGGUUCUUCUGUUUGUGUCAACAAUAGUCAGCGUAUGGACGUCAAGUGAAACCGGCACCGCAGACCUCUGGCGUAACUGCACUACAACCAGUGUAGGAUACCACUGUGACCCAGCAUCCACUGGAGAGUGGAUUCAGGCGGUCCAGGCCCUCAUGAUCCUAUCCAUCAUCUUCAGCUGCCUGUCUCUCUUCGUCUUCUUCUGCCAGCUCUUCACUUUGCAGAAGGGAGGACGCUUCUUCCUCACUGGAACCUUCCAGAUCCUUGCCGGUUUGUUCGUGAUGAGUGGAGCCAUCAUCUACACGGUGAUGAGUCCGGAGUGGGUGCUGGAGACAAAUGUCUUCGGCUACUCCUACAUCCUGGCGUGGGUCGCCUGCCCUUUGGCGCUGAUCAGCGGACUCAUCUACGUCAUCUUGAGGAAGCGAGAAUGAGCCUUCAAUCCAUCCCGGUGUUCCCAGUAACCUCCCUGCCCAACUGCAAAUGUCAGACCCCCUCUUAAGUUCAAGUUCUGAUGCCUGAGUACCAAUGGCCAAUGGAGCCACCAGGCCAAUACACCCAGAUCACAGCUGAGGGGGUAAUACCAAAAAAUUGAAAGUGCAAACCAACACAACAACAACCAAUACUGUCUCAGUUAAAAGAUGUAUAUAGUAUCUAUGGUUUAAAACCUAUUUAUAACACUUUUUACAUAUAUGUACAUAGUUUUUGUGUUGCUUGUCAACAGAUACUUGUAUGAGCUUUGUUUCAGCUGAUUAAGUGCCUUGUGUUUGUUUGUAAUGAUGAAAUAAUUAGAUGCUCUUUUGUUGUGUUUUCUUUCUUUUUUGUUUUAAUUGCCAAAGAAUUAGCAGAAAGACAAAAAAGUUUCUUGAAUUAUAUUAACCAAAGUGCAUGUAUGGAAAUAGAAAGGUUAGAAGAUUUCAUUGAUGGGCUUGCUUUACAAAAAAGAGUGCUGACAUCCAUGGACGUAGCGUAGCAUAGCCACGAGUUACAGAUUUGGUCCUUUUCUAUUUGUGAAUUUGCAACUUUCAGUGUUUUUGUUUUCAGUGUUUUUUCUAUUUCUUAUUUUCAACAACAGAUGGUGCUAUGUAUUUAUCAUUCCUCUUACUGAUAGCAGUCAUUUACAACAGAGUUUCGUUAUUGUGUAGAGUUGAACAGCUUGCCAUCAAUUACAGUGAGAAUCCUACAAAAAGGUGCCUGACUGCUUCUUUAGGGAACACAGCCUGAUUUUGUUUCGCCAUCACCUACAGAAAGAUAGUCAAAAGUCAUUUGAAUGUCAGUAUUAUUAUGCCAGUUUGUGAAGAGUUGUGUCACAGCAAAAUUACGUCAUAUAAGCUUUAUCUUUUUAUCUAUUUGCCUUAGUUUUCCCUCAUUUGGAUGUUUGUGUUCACCUCCUGUCAUUGGCUGUUACAAUCUCAAGCCAAAUAGCCUCCUCCUAGCCAAAACCACCCCAAAAAAUAACAAUUAAAGCCUAUGAAGAAAGUAUCUUUUAACAUCACUACAAACAUAUACCACAGAGUUGAAGCCAUACAUGAAAAUUACCUAACAGGAAACCGUAGUUAUCAUUAACUCUGUAUGUAAGAAAAAAGGACAGAGAUGUUUGCAGUAGUGACACAAAUGUCUGUUUCACAUACUUGAAGUUUGACAUGCUGCAGUCUCUGCCCACUGAUGUCUAGAUGUUUUCUCUUCUACUGUAUAAAACACUGUUUAUAUGUUGUGCAUAACAGAUGGUGAUGAAAACGUAGCCUUAAAACAUUCACUUACUCAAUAAAACAACUCUCACAUUAUCUAAUAUUGUGUAUUCCACAGUUACAAGGGACUGGAUUCAUGCUAAAAGUGAUGCAUGGGGACAUGGUCAUGACCUCAUGCAGGAUAACAAGACAUCUUUGAGACUGUUGUGCUUUCUCUGUAAAAUCUGAAUCACAUUUACGGGCUAAAAGUGCCACAAGGAAAAAAAACUGACAGUAAAAUGACGGCAAAUUCUUCCCCAUGUGUGGUGUUGAAUCUGUUACCAUUGGUAGCUGGAAGUUGAUAGCUACAUGAUCAAAGAUGUCAGCAACUGAAAUGUAAAUUCCUGUGCACAAGCCAAGCAAGUCUAUUUUACAGUAUGCUAUCACACUCUGGCAGAUCAAAUAAUCUGCCCUGUGCAUGUAUUUGCAAAUGCUGUAUGUGACUUCUGCUACCACGCACUGGGGCAAAGGCACGGCGGUCUGCACCCGAUGCCAGUUAUCCAAAACACGCAGCUACUGUUUCAGUGUCAACAGUGCCUCCCAUGGCAUCAGAAAUAAGAGGACUUGGACGUGGCGGGUCUGUCCUCCACUUGACAUCUCUGGUGAGAUCCUGCAGCCUUUCAAAAAAAGAACUAUGACGUGGUGGGUUCGGGUAUUUAAUUCAGAGCUUACGCUAGCUAGUCUGAUGUGGUUUUUUAGCAUGAUGCUCAUCACAGGGUUCAGUUAGAAGAGGUCGACUCUAAUGAAAACUGCCCACAACAACUGUUUUGUGCAAAACAACAAAUGUCUAUGCCAUGUUUACACCUAAACUUCCAGAUGCUCUCAAUAUUACCAAAGCUACUUUGAGUUGAAUCAUUAAAGGAUGUUUCUUACCACCAUCA